This is a messenger RNA of Triticum aestivum (bread wheat), 988 nucleotides long. RefSeq names its product probable ubiquitin-conjugating enzyme E2 18. The record is from RefSeq and is a predicted model, not a curated record. NCBI's taxonomy places the organism in Eukaryota, Viridiplantae, Streptophyta, Magnoliopsida, Poales, Poaceae. The transcript has 6 exons. The coding region runs from base 200 to 691 and encodes 163 amino acids.
AUUAUAUUUUCUCAUCACAAAAGGAAGAAGCGUUGAAUUGAAAGGCGAGUCUUUUCAGCCGGCCACUUGAGCUCCUCCGCCAUCGGCAUCCCCGUCGCGUCGCACCUCGCCGCUACACCAACCCACCCCACCCCACGUAUUCCCCGCACCGCACCUUUCCCCCCUUCCCCGGCCUCGGCGAGACCGCGCGCGGCGCACCAUGACGAGCUCCGCCUCCUCCUCCCCUUCCCGCAAGGUGCUGAGCAAGAUCGCGUGCCUCCGGCUGCAGAAGGAGCUCGGCGAGUGGCAGGCCAGCCCUCCCGGCGGCUUCACCUACAAGGUCUCCGACAACCUCCAGCGGUGGGUCAUCGAGGUGUCGGGGGCAGAGGGGACGCUCUACGCCGGCGAGACGUACCGGCUGCAGGUUGACUUCCCGGAGCAGUACCCCAUGGAGGCUCCACAGGUUAUAUUUAUGCAUCCGGCGCCGAUGCAUCCGCACAUUUACAGCAAUGGGCACAUCUGUCUAGAUAUAUUGUAUGACUCAUGGUCACCAGCAAUGACGGUCAGUUCCGUGUGCAUCAGCAUCUUGUCCAUGUUGUCAAGUUCACCAGCUAAGGAACGCCCAUCUGAUAACGAUCGCUAUGUCAGGAACUGCCGCAACGGGAGGUCGCCGAAGGAAACGAGGUGGUGGUUUCAUGAUGACAAAGUGUGAUGGGCCCCAGCUGGUUUCUUCCCCCGGCAUCAGCAGCUCUUAUACAUCAUCAUCCUGCCUACCCUAGUAUGGCGUGCGUCGUUCAUGAAAAAGAUUAUUUAGGCAAGUAUUUCAAGCCAUCUAUUUGGCGGCAAAUUGACAUGCCCAUGUAUGUGGUUUUGUACAUGAUGAACCUGCACCUGUAUCAACUCCCGUGCUUACCAACUGUUAUCCCUUUUGAUAUGAUGAAAGUAGUAAUCGAGUGUUAUCUUAUUAUUAAUAGAGGCACCAAGUGCUGGCUGGGCCUUGUUUGCUUGA